This is a messenger RNA of Amoebophrya sp. A120, 3120 nucleotides long. The record is from the annotation of a GenBank genome assembly. NCBI's taxonomy places the organism in Eukaryota, Dinophyceae, Syndiniales, Amoebophryaceae.
GCAGGAUUUAGAUUUAGGGUCAAACAAAGGGUUUAGCUUCAGGACUCCGAUUUCGCUUUCGACGAUUGAAAGGCAUAGCGCGAAGAAGUAGCAGCGCGGCACUCUUUGUGUUGUAAAGCCUGACACGACUACGCAGCUGUUGCACAACUUGGCGCCCCAUCUAAAGAAAAAGAAGAAGAACAUACAAUGACCGGCUCAAAUACUAGCAUUGUCCCAUCGCGUGUGUCGGGCCCGGGCGAGGACCACUGGCUGUGGCUGCAUCAGUGUGAUGGAUUGCGCGCGCAGUUGCGAGAGGCGAAGUGGGAGACGACAUCAGAAGAAUCGCAUUACGUUGAUUCCAAGACUGGGUCGACGUACGAGGGAGAUUUCGACCGGGUAAGAGGCGGUCCUCACGGGUCGGGGCGGCUUGUAUGUAGGAACACGUCUCCUCAUUUUGAGUUCGAAGGUAAAUUUUGCGAGGGGGAAGUUGCGGCUGCGGGCGAGUGUUGCACAAUCAAGUGGCAAUGGCAUCGGCAACGCUAUUCACGACAGGAAACACAAACUACAUUCUCGGCGAAGCAGACUCCAGUUGCAAGAACAGAAACUUACGAAGGAGCGCACCGCGGUGGUCUCCGUCAUGGGCAUGGCGUGAAUACAAUCAAGAAACACGGGACAGCGGACAUCAUCUAUCAUUAUCAAGGUGAGUUUUGUGAUGGAAUGCGGCACGGCCGCGGAAAGGAGAAGAUACACAACGCGUCGACGGAGACGGUGCCAGUCCCAGUGUCAGAUUUGCUCGAAAACACGACUAAAAAAGUCACGGAAGUAUCUGUUCCUGCUCGAUGGAGUAGCGUAUACGAAGGAGAGUGGAAAAAUAGCGCAAAGUGCGGCUUCGGGAAGUACCAAUGCAAAAGUCCCUUUCGAGAUAUCAAAGGACAAGACUGCCUCUCGCAAGAGACAUAUCAAGGCCAAUGGGAAGCCGACUUGUGGCACGGGCACGGCGAAUGCCAAAAGAUAGAGACACACAAGAACUCAGCGGGGGCUGACAUUUUGGUCAUGGUCCGAGAGUAUUGCGGCAUGUACGAGCGAAACAAGGCAUGUGGUGCAGGUGUUCGAAGAGUCAAAAAGCCUGACCACUCUUCAGGCAACCUUCGAAUUGUUUUGGAGUACGACGGCGAGUUCAAGAACGGUGAGCCUCAUGGCCAUGGCAAAAAGAAAGAGUUGCUUUGUGAGCAAACUGCACUCACUGACUAUAAGGCUACUACUUUUUAUUCCUAUUUCACCGGCGAAUUUCGGGACGGUAAACAGCACGCGGGCCUAGAAACUUGGACAACGAACCUCGGCGUUGAGUGUUCCGUUCGUUGGGGGAACGGCGUUCGUCAUGUUGAAUCGAAGACACACGUAGCCCAAUCUUAUUACAUACCAGCCACUCGUGCUCGUCCCUCUCCCUGCCCGGAAGGAACAGAGGCUGCCCAUGUAGGCGCGAGGGAAGCAGCCCACGCUAUCGCCAUUCCGUCAGGACGAGCUCCUCAUCAAAUUGUUGGCGAAAGUGGUGCGGUUGCGGUAUCCAAAAUAAAGGCAAUCUCGUCGGGACAAGCACGCGACGGCUUAGAUCAAGAGACGAAGCUGAGCCAACAUCCUCACGAUUCGAGAUCAUUGGACGGCUCCGUUUGUGUCUCGGAAGGAAGCACAGAGGGGUGCAAAACUCCAGAGAAAACGUACACCAUGCAUUUGCAAACCAUCAAUCCUGCAGGUUGGAGAAACGACGCAUCGCGAGGAGAAAACUUUUACGUCAGGGUGAACCCAGAUAACGGAGAAGAGCUUAAUUACGAAGGCGGUUGGGAUUGGCACGAAGGCGGCAUGCACGGCCAAGGAAAAUUAAGUCGAUUUCCUGAUCACCGCAAUAAUAAUAAAAGUGAUGAAUCGGCGCAAAUAAUUAUUGAAGGUCAAUUUUGGCACGGAGAUUGUCCGAACGAGUUUUGUCGUAUCACGAAACCUAAACUGCCGAACGGAGAGCCCGGGUUCGUGCUCGAAGGUCCCCUCGUCAACGGCAAAAUUCAGGGGCGUGGCGUUCACUUUUCGAAAAGUUUGUCCGGACUCCCACGAUACGAAGGCGAGUUCCUAGCAGGACUGUAUCAUGGAGAGGGAGUUCUCACUGACUUUUUGCCGGAUAGAAGAACUGACUGCGUAGAUCAGUACAAAGGCAGGUUCCGUAGCGGCUACAAGGACGGCUACGGUGAGUCAACGAUGAUAUCGAUAAUAGAAGGCCGACCUCAGUCAGCCAUUGAGUGCCUUGGAGGCUAUUUCGACUACUUCAAAGACGAUAGGCGAGAAGGCUCCAGUCAUCUUCAUGCGACUUAUCUGCCGCAGUUCUCCGAGCAGUCCAUUGGCGAGUGGAAGAAUAACAAGAUACAAGAUGGACGCGGGUUUUACAAGCUAAAAGAGCGCAGCACUUCCGCGGAGAGGAGAUUGAUUCGUGAGCACGAGUAUAGCGGUGAUUACCUGAACGGCAAGCGUCACGGCCGCGGACGCCAAGAGGAGACGGUGCACGUUGAGGCAGCACCUGGAGGUGCAGCUCAUACCCCUUUCACAACCGUCUACGAUGGAGAAUGGCGUGAUGGCAAGAGGUACGGCCGGGGCACCGCAACAACAGUAGACGGCGACGUUUUCACCUGUCUCUGGGAGGAUGACAAACCUGCGCCACGUGUCGCCUUUCAUCAGUGCCGCCUUUGCGAUGCAAAACUUCCGAAGCUAGCAAGCGAUGAAAAAGCACAAGGAGCAUCAUUGCAAGGAACGUCUGAUCCGCUGCAAGCUUUGCAAAUCACAGGUGAAGGCCGGGGAAAUGGAAUAUCACAUCCAGAACAAAUGCGCGAAGCGGCAGGUGGAGUGCGAGCUGGGCUGCGGAGCUGUGUUCGCAAAAGAAAAGCAAAAGCACCACCAAGCUCACCAGUGCCCCAACCGCGAGAUCUUUUGCGAAAACGUCUGGAAAGACGUCCGCUGCGACUGGGCCGGCCUUUUCGUCGAUUUCGAAGCACACAAAGAUCACGCCGCCUGCUGUCCUUUUGCCAUGCAGAGCUGCGAGUGGUGUCUGGAAGUUCUGCCCCAGUUCCAGCUAGCCAGCCAUACCUGCACGCCCGUAUUUGA